UUUUCUCAAUCCUCGCCGUACGCGCAUGGACUUUUACCUUUCGUCUGCCACAUAACCGGCACAUUUACGACUGUGAGCGGAAUCACAAAGAUAACAACAUGGUGGAUGUAAACAAACAAACAAGACACUCACGUUUAAAGUUUGACUACAAGUUUCUGAAACGUUUCUUACGGCUGCUUGGAUGGAUGUUCCCUAGUCUGUGUAGUAAACAGUCCAUCCUUUUCCUGUUUCUCCUCUGCCUCGGACUCCUAGAGCAAGUGGUAGUGUUUAACAUCGGAUAUGUGCCGUCCAAGUACUACGAGGUGUUUGGUAACAAGGACUAUGAAGGAUUUGUACAUGAAACAUUCCUCGCCUUACUGUUGAUCAUCUCAGAAUCAUUGAUAAAGAGUACUAUAACCUUUGUUGGGUCCAUUUUAUACAUCCUUUUGCGGGGUUUGCUUACCAAGAGGAUACAUCAGAAGUACUUUAAAGAUUAUUUGUACUAUAAAAUCAAUGUUCUCAGCUCUACAGACAAUCCUGACCAGCGUAUUACUCAGGAUGUUGAGCGACUUUGUUUUUACUUCAGUGAAAUAUUGUCACCUCUAGUUAUCUCCCCUUUCACAAUAGGGUAUUAUAUCUAUCAAUGUAUACAAAAAACAGGAUACUUAGGUCCAGUGGGAGUCCUAGGCUUCUUCCUGGUAGGAACAGUGUUCAACAAGUUGUUAAUGUCCCCAGUUGUUGACUAUGUAUUUAGGAGGGAGAAGAUGGAGGGCAAUUUUAGGUUUAAACACAUGCAGAUGAGGGUGAAUGCUGAGUCUGCAGCCUUCUAUAAAGCUGGUGCUAUAGAAAGGAACAAAACUGAUACUCAUCUCGACAAUCUCCUCACCGUCCAAAAGAAAUUAGUCAUCAGAAAAUAUUUUCUUAAUAUGUCUAUAAACCUGAGUGAUUAUCUGGGAAGUAUUCUGAGUUACCUGUUGCUGGCCUUGCCCAUCUUCAAAGGUUCUUAUGAUAAUCUAUCUGCUUCGGAUCUCGCGGCCCUAAUUAGCCAGAAUUCAUUUGUGAUCAUAUACCUGAUCAACUGCUUCACCAAACUGAUAGACAUGUCUGUACAGGUGUCAGAAAUGGCAGGGAAUGCCCAUAGGGUGGGGGAGCUGAUGGAAGCCCUGGGCACACUGAGAGCUGAGGAUGACACUGUUUACAACUUCCUGGACCCCAGCAAUGAUGGGGAUGCAGCUAUUAGUUUAUCAGACAUAUCUAAUGUACCCAGCAAUCGAGGUGAAGAUGAGGCAUCAGUUGGCAGUGUACAGAUGAGUGAGAGGGCCCUCACCAUACAGGACCUGACCUACGGACCUCCUAACAGCCAUGUCAUUCUCUGUAGAAAUCUGUCCUUCCAGCUGGAGUCUGGUGUGAACACCUUGAUAAAAGGAGAUAGUGGCUGCGGCAAAAGUUCUCUACUGAGGGUUAUGUCAGGACUGUGGCCUACUGUUACAGGAUCUGUUACAAAACACAUUCCAAUGGUGCACAAGAAGAUAUUGUUUCUGCCACAGAAGCCCUACUUCACAGACGGAUCAUUGAGAGAACAGGUGAUGUACCCUGUACAGGAUAUACUUUCUGGCUCAGUGUCGGCCGAGAACCAAAAGAUCUUCCAGUACCUGGAGUAUGUCGGACUAAAGGACAUAAUAGACAGAGUUAUUGACCUUGACAGGGACAUGGAUUGGAACUGGUAUGAUGAAUUGUCACCAGGAGAGAUGCAGAGACUGUCCUUUGUACGUCUGUUCUACCAUCAGCCAAAAUUUGCAGUGCUGGAUGAGGCGACCAGUCAGAUUGGUCUGGUGGCAGAGGAGAAGAUGUACGAGAUGUGUGGCCAGCUUGGUAUCACCGUGCUCAGUGUUGGCCAUCGCCACAGUCUUGACAAAUACCAUACCAUAGAGAUCAUCCUGGAUGGUCAAGGGGGCUGGAAGAUACAGCCAAUCACAGACAAUCUUAUAUCGGCAAGCACCUGCUGACAUACAAACAUAAGAACCAUUUUGCAUUAUUGUAGUAUUCGUGGUUAGAAGUGGAAGGUCAAUGUUUCUGAUAGUGUUCCAUUGAGGAUUCCUGUCUCGCUGCAUUGUUUUAUCCCAUAAACAGUGACCUUCCCUGAACUUCCGUUUCAAUGUAUCUAGCACAAUUGGGCCAGGCCAGGCCACCUGACCAGGCAGCUCAUUAGGUUAGAGCAAUAGUACAUCAAUCUGAGGUUCAGGGUUUGAAUCCCAGUCUAGCCCGCUGAUUGUUUUACGCUCAGAACAAUGUUUUUGAUUAUAUGAUUGUUUAUUUCAUCUUCAUGAUUUCUCAUAAAAGUCCCACUAGGUAUGGUUUUCUUUUCAGAAAUGAUUUAUCAAAGCCAUUGACAUGCAGGAAAAACCAGUUUUCUACACUUAGUAACAGAUUUUGGCAUUGGUAUGGGGAUCCUUAAGAUGUACUGACACUGUUACUAGUACGGAGAUCUUUAACAGUGACUGACACUGUUACUAGUACAGAGAUCUUUAACAGUGACUGACACUGUUAGUGGUACGGGGAUCCUUAAGAGUUACUGACACUGUUAGUGGUAUGGGGAUCCUUAAGAGUUACUGACACUGUUAGUAGUACGGGGAUCUUUAACAGUGACUGACACUGUUAGUGGUACGGGGAUCCUUAACAGUGACUGACACUGUUAGUAGUACGGGGAUCUUUAAGAGUGACUGACACUGUUAGUGGUACGGGAUCUUUAAGAGUGACUGACACUGUUAGUGGUACGGGGAUCCUUAACAGUGACUGACACUGUUAGUAGUACGGGGAUCCUUAAGAGUGACUGACACUGUCCAUAAAAUGUUUUGAUGGAAAGUAGAAAAGGUAGAUCGAUAAACAACAUUCCUAUUUUUUUUUACAACACAUGUGUUCUACAUUUCGUUCAUAUUGUUUAUAUGUUCAAUCUGUAACUAGUUACCCAUGUCACAGACAGAAAUGAAGCUGGUAAUUAUAAUGUACCUGUCCAGUAUUUGACACUACCUCAUUCAAGUGUUGCCAUUACUUAGAGCUUCUUCAGAUCAUUUCUGUAAAUGUUUUAAAAGAAGUAAAUCAAAAAUGACAUUAACACUCAUAUUUAUGCUUUUAUUUUUAACAACAUUUUUAUUUGUGUUUUUUUAAAGUUAAUUUAGCAAAAUUGAACAACAGAAUUCCAAUUUUCAUGUUUACUUUUACAUAAAAAUCUACAGGUCUAACUGAUGGUUAUAAUAGACAGGUUUAUCUCUGUCUAUUCAAAACUGUGUAUAAAGUUUUUGAUAUAUAUGUUUUUUUAUACGAUGUAAUACAAAUCCUGGUUAGUGCAUUUUUCCCCUAUCAUGACAUUAAUGCGAUGAGAUUACUUUCAGAAUUUGUAAUUGGGUGUGUAUAUUUUUUCACUUUUUGAAGUAUUGGUGAUAUUGCAUUUAGUAUCUAGCUAUGUGAGCAUUGUUAAAAUGUCAUGAUACAUGAUACACAUUAUGGUAUAGUGUUUUAUUGUAGACAAUACUUUAUUAACGUUUGGCGAUUACUCAGGAAGCCGGCCCAAGUCUUUGAUGAAUUUCCAAAUUUUUAUUGCUGAUAAAAUGAUUGUUUCUCGUGGAAAUAUAAUAAUUUUUUGUGAAAUAAUUAAACUUUACAACAUCAAAAUUUCCCUCAUACCCUAUUUUGGCUGAAGACCCUGAACAAGCUUGAGGGGACAGGAGGCCCUAAUUAUAAGGACAGCUAUAGAUCUACAGUUUAUAUUGGGUACGAUACGAAAGUUGCUAUAAACAAUGGUUUAUUUACAUGAUCCAGAUCUUCAGCAGACCGUGACUGUUUCUCAAUGGUUAAGAUGGAUUUACAGUGGGUGGUAUGAAUUCUCAUAAGGUCAUAUGGGUAGUCAGCAUAUCAGCUGAUAACACAGCAGUGUUACAGUAAAAUUGCAUUUAAAAAAGACAUGUGUCAACUUAAAUAUUGGUCGGUAUUUGAUUUUUUUACCUGAAACCAAUCACAUGGCUUACCAUUUGCCUUCAAUUUUGAUAUAUAUAAGGGUAUAUAUAGGGUGCAGAGAAUGGAAGUGAGUGGAUGCCAAGUAUUAUAACAUAUUCAGAAAGUGAGGCUACAUACAAGUUUGUGAUGUUUACAAUAAUAACAAGAUAAUUAGUGUAUCAAAUAUGAGAUAUGAUUCCAUUCAAGUUUCCAUUCUAUUUCACUUCAUAUGUAAUAUGUUUGUUUAAUGAUGAGAUAUAUAGUAUUGAUGUUACCAUUAAUUUUAAAAGAUUAUGCAUUGUUAUAUUAUGGUGAAAUAUUUGCUAGUUGUGACUACUUUAAUGAUCUCGGUUUAUAUCACAGCUCAGCUGGCUGCCGACCAAAUAUUAAUGCUCUUAGGACGGUCUUGUUAGCUUCAGGUGUAACUGGUUGAUGUUGUGAUCUCAAGAGAUGUUUGACAUUAUCUUAUAAUUUAUCAUUUGUGCCAAGCUGGGUAUGCCAAGCAGAUCCAGGGCAAUUGUUUAAGUGUGAGGUGGGUAUGAGGGUAGUUGUUUGUGUGUGGGGGAUGGGUAUGAGGGUAGUUGUUUGUGUAUGGGGGAUGGUGUGAGCCAUGUCAAGUGUAUAUAAUAUACAGAAGUGCUGUAAUAAAGUGGUUGUUUGGAAAAAUUUAUGUUGGUGUUUGAUUCAGGUAACUUGCCUCAGUUACAUAUACCUAGUAAGGCAACUUCACACAACUAACUACAAGUUUGUCCUGUGUGUUUAGAAUUAAUGAGAAUUCACAAUUUGCAUGAUUGAAUCGGACAUUAACCCUCUCACCUCUAUGUAAUUUAAGCAAACCUUACUAUGCAUUGAUCUGGAUGAGUCCAUUAUGGUCUACAGUGGUGAAAGGGUAAAACCUUUUUUUUCUUUCUGAAUGAUCAAUAUCUAGACACACCACUACAAACAACCAGAGCAUCAGUAUGAUUUUAUUCUGUUUACUAGACAUGUAUAAAUGUAUGUAAAAAAGGUAGUACAUUCCUACCUUAUCAGGUGUACAAAUGUCACAGCACUUUUAAUUUCAUGAACAUGCAUAUAUACAAUGUUGAGUAUUAAUGAAUGAAUAAAUGGUACAGAAAUGUAUAACAUAGUCACUAUCACUUAAACACACUCGAGAACAUGGUCACUUUAAAAGGAGAAAAUGAAUUCUCAAUAAAAAUA
Mizuhopecten yessoensis (Yesso scallop) is the source of this 5166-nucleotide messenger RNA. RefSeq names its product ATP-binding cassette sub-family D member 4-like. Gene Ontology annotation, cellular component: peroxisomal membrane. The coding region runs from base 99 to 1985 and encodes 628 amino acids. Gene Ontology annotation, molecular function: ATP binding; ABC-type transporter activity; long-chain fatty acid transmembrane transporter activity. Gene Ontology annotation, biological process: very long-chain fatty acid catabolic process; fatty acid beta-oxidation; peroxisome organization. The transcript has 17 exons. Lineage: Eukaryota; Metazoa; Mollusca; Bivalvia; Pectinida; Pectinidae. The record is from RefSeq and is a predicted model, not a curated record.